Molecule: messenger RNA, 1845 nt
Organism: Quercus robur (English oak)
Lineage: Eukaryota; Viridiplantae; Streptophyta; Magnoliopsida; Fagales; Fagaceae
Product: transcription factor DIVARICATA
Exons: 2
Coding region: 735-1661 (308 amino acids)
Molecular function (GO): DNA binding
Source: RefSeq, a predicted model, not a curated record
UACAAAAACGCUGACAUAUUUGGAUUCGUUUCAUUCACACUUUCACCCCUCUCUCUCUAUCUCUCUUUUUUUUCGGUUUUGCUUUGGCCUCCCAAGCUAAAAGCAAAAAAGAAAAUAACCCCACAAGCGAAAAAAGCCAAAAUCUUUCCCACUAGUACUAUAACCAGUAACCACCACUUCAUUUCUGAAGAAAUCACUCUGCUCUCUCUCUCUGAGCUUCUACUCCUAUUUUUAUCAACUGGGUAUUGUUUGUUUUUUCCUUUUGAUUCUGGUUCAACUUUCAAGUUUCUUUUUUUAUUUAUUUAUUUCUUUUCUAUGGUUGGAAGUUCUGUGUAUCACUUUGUGAAGCUUCAAGUUGUCAAAUUUAUCACACAGACUUGAUCUAAGCCUUGCUUUCCUUUGUUUCUCUUUUGUGGGGUUUUGGAUCUGAUGUGGAGCUCUAGGGUUUAUCUUUGAGAAAAAUAAGAUCUGCUUUGUUUUCUCACUGUUCUCGAAUUUUCCUUGGGUUUUGGAAAGUUGGGUCUUUUCUAGAUUCUCUAUUCCUCACCUUAUGCUUAUGUGAAAAAGGUACUCAGAUUCCUUCCAAAUGCUUCUUAAUUAGUACCUCUUUGGCCAUAAGACCUCCACUUCCCUGCAUUUCCUAUCUUGGUUUUCUCUCUCUUUGAACUCCCAUAGAGAGAGAGAGAGAGAGAGCUGAUAUUGUCCUUGGUUGUACGGUCUGACUGUUUAUAACUAUGAAUCCGGAAAUUGAAAUUCAGUCUCCAGCCUCCUAUCUGCAGAAUUCUAACUGGUUGUAUCAGGAAAGCAAGGGAACUAAUUGGACCUUGGAAGAGAAUAAGCAGUUCGAGAAUGCUCUUGCUUUAUACGAUAAGGAUACCCCGGAUCGAUGGCUUAGGAUUGCGGCCACGAUCCCAGGCAAGACUGUAGGAGAUGUGAUGAAACAGUACAGGGAGUUGGAAGAAGAUGUUAGUGACAUAGAGGCGGGCUUGAUUCCAAUUCCUGGUUAUGGUAGUAAUUCUUUCACACUGGAGUGGGUGAACAAUCAAGGCUUUGGUGAUUUGAAACAAUUCUAUAGUGUUGGUGGAAAGAGGGGCGCCUCUACUCGGCCUUCUGAUCAGGAAAGGAAGAAAGGGAUACCAUGGACAGAAGAAGAGCACAGGCAAUUUCUGCUGGGUCUCAAGAAGUAUGGUAAAGGUGACUGGAGAAAUAUCGCUCGCAAUUAUGUGACCACUAGGACCCCUACUCAGGUAGCUAGUCAUGCUCAGAAGUACUUUAUCAGGCAGCUUUCAGGAGGGAAGGAUAAGAGAAGGUCUAGCAUCCAUGAUAUUACUACUGUCAAUGUUCCAGAAACUAAAUCUCCCUCUUCAGACAGUAAAAGAUCUCCUUCACCAGAUCACUGUGCAAUGGUUAUGCAGCCUCAGCAGCAUCUAGAGAUGGGUGUUAUCAGUAGACAGCAGCAAUAUGACUGGAAAACACCAUAUGAGGCCACAACCAUGGCUUUCAACCCAGCAAAUGUAAACAUGUUCAUGAAACCAUUUUGUGGGAUUUCUUCAUAUGGACCUAACCUGCAGGAACAAAAUCUAUUCCGGAGCACCCUUCACGGAUCUCAGUUUGGACCUUACAAUACAAUGUUUCAGAUGCAGCCAAUGCAACAUCAGUGAGAGUUCUGGAGGAAUCUAAUGCCAAACCAUGCUAUAUGAUGGUUUUAUGUGAAUAUGUUGAUGGGGACUUUUAGUUAGUCCUUAGUAAUUAGACUCUGCAAAGAAAUCAGUUAGUUCAUAUCAUGAUUGAUAUUCAAACUUGGAAGGAAAGUUUAUUAAUGUGAAGUGUAGCUUUCAUCACUAA